AAGCUUCUUGCAUAGUGUGGCCUCCUUCUAGGUGGCAAGUGAUAUCAAGCGCUCUACCUGCUUCCAGAGUUCCUUUAAAUAUUAAGCCUAUAAUAAGGGGAUUCUAACAAAUUGCUAAAAAUUAAAUAUACAAAUAAAUAGUACAAAUAAAGCAUAAAAAUGAGGGCCAUAUCAUUGGUAAAAAAAAUUGAGUUUGAAUUUGCUGGAAAUGUCUCCCGGAAUGCUUUAACUUUAGGAGAUGUAGAUAAUGAUGGAUGUAUUGAGCUUGUUAUAGGAAAUAAUGAAGGAGAAGUUGCCAUUUUUAAGGGAACCGAGAGAUUACAAACAAUAUCAGAUCUUACAUUUAUCGCAUGUGUAGCAGUUGGGGAUGUUAAAAAUGAAGAUAAAAAUAGCCUGGUUGUGGUAACUGCUGAUGGUUGGUGUUAUAUUUAUGAUGUUCUCAGUGAAACUCCUGAUGUUAGCCUGGAUGAACCUAUUACUAUUAAUGAGGCUGAGAUGGGAGAAAGUAUAGAUGAAGUAGAUGGGCAAGGCCAAUCUUCCUCAAAUGCUCCCACUACCAACACUGAAACCCAAAGUAGCAGUGAGUCCACAUUUGAUGAAGGGAAAAACAGCUUGAAGAAGGAACCAGAACUGAAGAAUCCACUUAAUUGUGUUCAUAAGCAACGGAUACCUGCAAAUGUAAAAAAUAUAAUGCUAGCUGAUGUAGAUGGAGAUGGUCAAAUUGAAAUGGUCGUCGGCUUGACUGACAGAGUCGUUCGAUCUUACAGGUUUAUGAAACACGCUGAUAACAGUGCUGUGGAUUUGGUUGAAGAAGGUGAUGGGUCAGAGGAGAAACUUUUAGGUACACUAGUUGCUCUAAACAAGUGGGAAUGUGCCAAUCAAAUAGGAUCGCUAACUUUGCAUCAUUCUUUCGACGGGCAACCUUUUAUUUUGGUUGCUCAACCCGGUGGCACUUUUAUGAGAAUCAAGUGCCAAUGUGAGGAUGGCGAUCAUGAAGGUCUUGCAGGAAGCAAUAAGUCUAGUAAUGAUGUACUGCCUAGCUCUGUCGAUUAUGAGUUUUUGGGAAUAUCUAGGAUGCGAAAUCCAAAUAUUUCAACCGAAAUAAUUGGUGAUUUAAAUUCCUGCAGUAAUCAGACAAACUGUGAGGACCCGAAACAUUCGGAUGAAGAUAAGGAGCUGUUUAAGAAUCGACCAUACGCUUUAGCCACUUUAGAUGGCACUAUUAUGUUGGUACAAGAUGAAGUUAUAUUAUGGGCAAUUGCUGUAGAUCACCAAAUAUUCGCCUUGAACAAACUGGAUAUAACAAAAGAUGGUCGGGAUGAUAUUGUGGUUUGUGCUUGGGAUGGUCAAACUUACAUUUUGGAUCAACACAAAAAUUCAGUGAGAUUUCACUUGGAAGAACCAGUUCGAGCCUUUCAUAGUGGAUGGUAUAAUGUGGACGUUGAGGAGCCGGCAGUUACUGCUUUAGUUUACGUCACCUUCAAAAAUACGAUUAUUCUCUAUUACGACAUCCCUCUGAAACACAUGGUUUGCAAAAAAUUCGAACCAAAUGCAGCUAAGCUCAGCGAGCUUUUCAUUGACAAAGACCGAAACCAGCAACAAGCCCUGGAACAUGUGGUUAACAUGGACAAGAGGACUAAACGUGAAUUAGUAGAGUAUCUGUUAUAUGAUGCGCGAUAAAAGCAUUAAUAUUAUUUGUUUUCUUUAUAUAUAACGGUUUAUUGAAAAAAUUAUACCAGUUUUUGGGAGUAUUUAUUUAAUAUACGUUUUUUGCGAUAACUUUUUUUGUAUAAAAAGUCCAUUUACCGAUUGUCCCCAUGUAAUUAAAUUUUAUUAAUUACACUUUAGCAAACAUUUCCGAUGUCAUUUUUGAGAAGAUUUUUAUGUUCAAUAGAAGAACGCAUACAUAUACAAAGUGUGUUUAAUGAAAUGCGAGUUGAAUUUCAAAGAGUAUAUUUCUGAUUGCACAAUAGUUUUUCCCACUUGUUUAAGUGUAAACAAACAAAAACAUACUAAAAAAUACCUGCUUAGGCCUUACAAAUUUUUGAGAUCAUCUACGUUCGCUUAAUAUUUACAACUCUAUUAUUAUCUUAGAUUCGGUUUUCUUUCCAAGAUUUCAUAUCUACUUACAUGGCUUACUUUAAUUCUUUAAAAGCCAAUUAUUUUUUUAUAGCAAUGAAGAACUGACUGUAUGAUUUGUAAAUCGUUGAUUUUGGAUACACGCGAUUGUUUACGGGAAUAUUUAACAGUGAAACAUGUAAGCAGAUAUGUAUAACGUAAUAUGCAUAUUUAACUAAAAUUACUCUAACAAUCACCGAACAAAUUUACAGAUUACAUGCUAAGAGAUAUGUACAAGUUU
Dendroctonus ponderosae (mountain pine beetle) is the source of this 2359-nucleotide messenger RNA. RefSeq names its product KICSTOR complex protein ITFG2. Lineage: Eukaryota; Metazoa; Arthropoda; Insecta; Coleoptera; Curculionidae. The record is from RefSeq and is a predicted model, not a curated record. Gene Ontology annotation, cellular component: KICSTOR complex. The coding region runs from base 160 to 1680 and encodes 506 amino acids. Gene Ontology annotation, biological process: regulation of TOR signaling. The transcript is spliced from 9 exons.